Molecule: messenger RNA, 742 nt
Organism: Exaiptasia diaphana
Lineage: Eukaryota; Metazoa; Cnidaria; Anthozoa; Actiniaria; Aiptasiidae
Exons: 7
Coding region: 1-594 (197 amino acids)
Source: RefSeq, a predicted model, not a curated record
AUGAAAGCGAAGCAAAAACAUUUCAUUAUAUCAAAUCCUUGCUUUAUUGUUUUAUAUUUUAAUCUGUUACCUCGAAUUUUAUCUACAAGAAUUAUAUGGACUUCUUCCAACGAAGAUAAACUAUGGUUGAAGACAAUAUAUCGACCUACUCGCCGCGUACAGGACGAGGRUCUCAGCCACCUUAAAAAAGCUCGCUUUUUGACAGUAUUGAGAUCCGUCGAUGAAGAACAAGAAGUAACUGACAGAAUCGAAAAAGUUUUGAGGUCAAUUGACGAAGAAAAUAGUGUUCAUGAAACGAAAAAACGGAAGAAGAUAGCAAAAGUAUUAGAAACCAUCGACCACCACACAAAGAACGCUCUGUCAACUAAAAAAUCCUCAGUCCACCUCCACCAAGUACGACCAGCAAACAUGCCCAAGUCUAAAGACGGAAGAACAAUUACUAUCAAUACCGCACAAGGAAAGAAAAAGGUCUUUAUACCUAAAGGUUGGACGUUCUGUACAGUGUCCCCAAUACAUUGCUACUCAUCUAAGAAAACCAAGAAAAGGUCGUCAGCAACGAAGAAAAGCAAGAAAAAGAAAAGAGACCAAACCUAAUUUUAAGUCUUGAGGAGCAACGAAGUAGUCCAAACACAGGAUAAUUGCACUAUUAUUAAUGUAAAGAUAAUGUAUAUAAAAGAAAAAGGAAAAGUGAUUCAGAAAAUAACAAACACUCCAUUUUACAAUCCAAGCCGCCAUCUUGAAA